This is a messenger RNA of Lachancea thermotolerans CBS 6340, 2892 nucleotides long. RefSeq names its product Fap1p (gene FAP1). Gene Ontology annotation, molecular function: DNA-binding transcription factor activity, RNA polymerase II-specific; RNA polymerase II transcription regulatory region sequence-specific DNA binding; zinc ion binding. NCBI's taxonomy places the organism in Eukaryota, Fungi, Ascomycota, Saccharomycetes, Saccharomycetales, Saccharomycetaceae. Gene Ontology annotation, biological process: negative regulation of transcription by RNA polymerase II. The record is from RefSeq and is a predicted model, not a curated record. The transcript has a single exon. Gene Ontology annotation, cellular component: nucleus. The coding region runs from base 1 to 2892 and encodes 963 amino acids.
AUGACUUCAGGCCAAGACCAGAUCGCGGAAGCAGAGUUCGAUGAGGGCUACGUAGUAGUCAGGGCUGAUUCCGAAACUUCUGAAGCCUUCGAAAAUGUUGGCGAGGAUUUAGAUGAACAAGAUGAGCAAGAUGAGCAGGAUGAGCAGGAUGAACUAGAUGAGCAAGGCGAUACGUAUGACCAGCCGUAUUAUGAAAAGACAAUCAAGGAGAUUGCAAAGGGUGACCGCUACCCUUGCAUGAUUUGUACGGUCGAGAUGGAUUUUACCUGCCAUAUGUACGCGUGCCCAGAGUGUUAUAGGGUUUUUGACUACGAAUGUAUACGCGAAUGGGCUGUCAAGUCGACACAGAAGAGUGUUACUAAGACGUGGAAAUGUCCCAACUGCUACUUCGAGAAAAAGGACGUUCCCCUCAAAAACCGGCCCACUUGUUGGUGUGGGAAGAACAUUCACCCAGAGCCAAACCCGCUAAAUCCAAAUAGUUGUGGUCAGACAUGUGAUGCCCCAAUAUGUGUCCAUGGGUGUUCUAGCACUUGCCAUCUGGGACCCCAUCCUACAUGUAUGCGCAUGGUUCAAACAAAAUGCCGAUGCGGCAAGAAAUCAAAGGAUGUCUUUUGUUCGGAGGCUCGGAAGCACCAAGAGCUGUUCCGCUGCGGCAAUCCUUGCGGCUUAACACUGCCGUGCGGCGUUCACAAGUGCCAGCGUGAAUGUCACAAUGGCGUUUGCGGUGAAUGUCCUGAAACGAUAGCGAAAGAGAUCAACUGUUACUGUGGAUUAGAAAGCCUGCCUUCUAUCAAAUGUCAAGACGUCAAGAUCCAGAGCAAGUCACAAGAUGGCUCCGGCAAAAAAUGGAUCGGAGCAUUUGCAUGCAGUCGUAUACGUACUGUCGAAUACAGCUGCAGAGAACAUUCUUUCGCUGAACCAUGUAAGGCGCCACCUUCAAUCGCCGGACGAAUUCCGUGCCCAUACUCCCCGAAAGCUUUAAAGACGUGCCCCUGUGGCGAAACUCCUCUGGAAAAUAUGGAAACUCCACGCACAAAAUGUACGGACCCCAUUCCUACUUGCGACGCGACAUGUGGAAAGCUACUCAGUUGUGGACGGCACAGGUGCCCAUUUAAAUGCCACACAGGCACCUGUAUGGAAAUCUGUACCUGUUCUGACAAGAUCAAGUGCUCAUGCAAUUCGAGACCGUUUAUUGUCCCUUGUAAAUUUCAAGGGCCGCCUCGCUGUAAUACAAAGUGCGAAUCGCUUAUGUCUUGCCGUCGCCACAGGUGCGCAGAAAGGUGCUGUGACGGGAGAAGCCUCGCCCAGGUGCGCGAAAAAAAAGUGUUCCUUACGCGCGACAAAUUGGACGAGUCAUUGGUCGAAGCUCAGCACAUUUGCCUGAAAAAAUGCAACUUGAAGCUGUCUUGCGGCAGGCAUUUUUGUCAAAGGAAGUGUCACCCUGGAAACUGUCCUCCCUGUUUGGAGAGCGAUUCUAAUGAUCUUGUAUGUCCAUGUGGUAAAACAGUGGCACCCGCUCCGGUGCGCUGCGGGACAGUGCUGCCUCCGUGCAGAAAUCCAUGCAUCAAGACUCUUCAAGGGCCUCUGGACUGCGGACAUCCGCCAAUGCCACACGCGUGUCACUCUCUCGACGAGCCAUGCCCUUCAUGUACAGCGCCCGUGUUUAAACAGUGCAAAUGUGGAAAAAACAAGAAAGUCAGAACUUUGUGCUUUCAAAAUAAUGUCUCUUGUGGUCGUGUGUGUGGCAAGCAGCUUGUAUCAUGCCACCACAGCUGUACUAAAACAUGUCAUCGAGAGGGCGAGUGCCAGUCCAUUUGUAAACAAGUGUGCGGUAUUUCAAGAUCAAACUGUAGCCAUAUUUGCAGAUUCAAGUGCCAUACUGGAAGCCCGUGCCCAGAUGUCCCUUGCAAUGUCACAGUCGAGGUCAAGUGCGGAUGUGGACAUCGCUCUUCGUUUGCUACAUGUGCUGCCCACGAGGGCCAAGAUCCCGCGGAUCAACGCCCUCUCGAAUGCACCGAAGAUUGCGCCGCGGCAAGAAGACGGCUAGAACUGAUGGAGGCAUUUGGUAUGAAUACUGAAACAGUUCAGCCAACUGAAGGAAUAGUUGAUUUAGCGGCUUUGGCCGAAAAAGUUACCACCUUUCAGGAGCUCAUGCUGCCUUUUACCGAGGCUUCCUUGUCGAUAUUUGCGAAGCAAAGCAACUGGUGCUCUCAGAUUGAAGAACACCUGAAUAGGCUAAUGAGCGACAUUAGCAAACCAAGUCUACACUUCAAGCCUAUGAAACCUCCUCAGCGCCAUUUCAUUCAUGAGCUGGCUCAGGCUUACAAGCUAUACUGUGAGUCGCAGGACAAGGAACCUAAGCGAUCAGUAUACGUGAAAAAGACAGUCGACUCUCGUAAGCCUUCACUAUCCUUAAAAGAAGCACUCCCUCUCUACCAAUCUUUCAAGAAUGCCCAAAAAGAGAGGAAACUGAAAGAGCUUGAAAGAUCCACCACAACGAGGAUCUUAAACUACACCUCCACAGGUGAGAGUUCUCCGCCGGUCGCGCAGAUCAACGGCCUUUUGAUCCAGAAGGUCUUUGAAGGCACGGACGAAAAGACUAUCGAGGCUUGUUUUGCGGACUAUCUGAAGCACACACUUAUCAAAGAUCCAAACUAUCUCAAGCUAGACUCUGGUGACGUUAUGGUUUUUGCGGAAAAUUACGCUACGGCAAGCAUUAAUGUUGAACGCGACAUCAACAGGGUUGUUGGACAUCUUGAUCUUAUUGCAAAAGACAGCUUUCUCGCGGAAGGCGUGACAGUAUGCCGCGUUGAGCAAGUAAUGGCAGAAGAGACUAACCGCUCCGAUGAAUCAAGCGUGGCUGAAGCGCCGGAAGAUCCUUUAUUUGUUUAA